GGUCCUGCCUUCUUCGCCAAUAAUCCGUUGUUAAAAUGCCGUCCCUUUAUAUGGCAGCAGAAUCUGAUUUCUGGAAGGGUCUCAGCAUAUUCCUCUAUUAAACUUCAUGAUAUUAUGUUACCAGAGCCAAUAUUUUACUGUAUCAUUGUUUUUAAAAGCCAGAAUGAUAUAUUAUGUUUCGUGGUUAUUUUAUAAUUUGAAAUCAAAGAGCUUGAAGACAAAACAGGUAAAGGAGUAGCCUUUAUUUUGAUGUCGUAUUUACAACUUAGUAACUUUGAUAAAACACAAUUUUUGUUGUUACAACAACUCCAAAAAGGCCACUCCAAAAGGUGGCGAAAAAGCAUCAAUUGCCUACAUCACAUUUUGCUACAGCUUAUGCAUACUGUGCGGAGAUAGUCUAAAAUGCUGAGCGUGAUCGUCUAUCUAAUCAAUUUUACUGAAAAUCCAAACAGAAUCUUAAAUGCGUCCAGGCAAUAAUAAAGUAAAUAGCACUAAAAUAAAGCCAAAUUAUGCACCUUUUAUGGUUUUGACUUCAAAAUGCAAAAGCCUUGCAAAAGACUUUCACUAACAAGUUAUCUAAUAGCUUAAAAGCCCGAGACUUACUCCCGAUACUUUUAGUAAGCGGUCUGGAACUCACGCUAAUAGUUUCACUAACCGAAAAGUAAUCAGCUAACCAGAAAACUAGUUAUUCAAAAGACUGUAGACUGUAGCACAUGAAAGGUAGGGUUAGCGAUGCCGGAAUCAAGGGAGGUUCGUCCUUUUUAGAAAAGUGCUUUAGUGGUCCCCCUCUAAAGAAUUGGUAGAGAAGGCUCCCUUCUUCUAGGAACCAGUUUCCCUCCCUACCACGGGCUUAUCUCGACUUUAGUCUAACAUCGCUUUGAAUUCCCGAGGCUUGCGGAGGGAGAGAUAGCAAAUUGGGUACAUUAUAUAUCCAAUUAUUGCAGUGUCAAGUUUCUAUGGAAGAUGAUACCCCACUUCCCUCAUUCCGGAACGCCGUUGUGGGGGCUUGUUGGGCUCUGCCCCUUGAUAAAAUCCAGAGAGAUGUCGGUGGCUUGUAGAUCCACCAUUUUCCCUCAAUCAGAACUAUAGAAACUUGAAGAAGCAGUUGUUUUGAAAACGCUAGAAAGAAAUAAAAUAUAUAUUAAUGAAAAAUUGUUCGCGCAUUAUUUUGCACACCGGCAAUUCCCUCGCAUCCUCUGUGAAUCACAGAGUGAUUCACUUGAUCUCUCGUGACCUGAUUGGGCAGGCGCUCGCUGCAUAAGGCAUUCCCUGGAGGGUCCGGAAGGAGACCUCACAUUUAUGUUAAAGAUGGCAGACAAGAAGUGUUGCUUAUGAGUUUGGUCGUUGGACUCGACAUCUUUAGAGAUGGGGAUCCUGGUUAAAGUCGGCAGCAUUCCAAAGAGUGUAAAAAUUGACAGGCUAAGCUAUCAUCUUGCCAACAUUCAAGGAGGAAGUGCUUUGGUUCAUGUUGAAGAUUUUGGACUAUACUACAAUGCAAUAUAUAGAUUCUUUGAUGGGAAGGCUGGAGAGGAAGUCAUAAAGCUGUUUGACCAAAAGUUUCUAUUUGGUGCCAAAUUGUCAUUUAACAAAGUGUCAAAUGACCAGCAACAACAAUAUGGCUCUUGGAAUAGUAAUUUUGGUCAGAAAGGCUACAGAUAUUGGAACUCGAUUCCUUCCCAACCACAACAAGGGGAUGUCUACCCCGGAGCAGGCCAGAUUCUGCAGAACGCAAUAUUUCAAAGUAUUCAAGGAGCUGCAUUGAAUAUGUUGCAAAGACAGCGAAUGAUCGCAAACCAACUUGCGUCUUCUAAUUUACCUCUUCACUGGACACAAGCACAAGAUUGGUCAAGAACUAGGCUUGCACCCAGACAGCAGCAACAAAACUUCGUCCAGGGCAGUCGAGCUGUUGUACCUAGACCACUGAUGGGCCCACAAGAAGAAGCAGGCAUUGAACAGAGGGGUCUUGUAAAAGCCUCAUUAAAUAAUUCAGAGGCUGCUGGGAACAACUUGACUGAUAAACGUAAAGUCGAGAUGCUUCUUAAAUUCAAGCAAAAGAAGCAGGAACAUGAGAGAAAAGCAAAAACUGGACAGAAUGGCAGCACAUCCAGGGGAUUACUAAAGGAUCAGCAGAUUUCUGAGACAAUGUCAGAAACAGAGAGGCAAGGAAGAGUGUCCAAUACAACUGAAAAUGUUAAUGGCCAUGGAAAUCGUGCAAACUCAACUCAGAAUGAAUACAUUCAAUCAAAGACACAUGCAACAACAUUUUGUACUGAAAUGAUCUCCGAUGACGAAGUAUUUGAAAAAGAAGAGCCAUUUUCCAAUCAGUCAGGCAUUGCAGUGCAUGGCAAUCAAAAGGCUAGGAAAAAUUCUUCCGUUGGUAUUCCAGGAAAUGGUUCAAAAGGCUCUUCUGUAAAAUCAGAGUCAGAUGGCGUUAGUCUACCACACGGUGAAGUUACCAAUAUCCGUCAACCAACAAUGGGUGCGCCCUCUCAACGUUCUUCUUCGGUUGUUGCGGAGGAUAAAAAGAGUUUGUUGAAAAAUAGAAAACUGCAGGCUGGAACCUGUAGUUUAAAUGGUAAAAUCAAGGCUCCUAAAAACCGCAAAGUGUUUAAAGAAUGGCAGAAAAAUACUAACUACAAUGGUAUGAAAAGAUUUCGGGACUGCAAUAUGAACAAUCAAAGAAAUAGCUCUAAAGACGAGAUGACAUUCCAUUGUGGAAAAAACAUCGAUGAAGCAAAUUCAGUUAAUGCUGCUACAAAUCCACAGAAGGAAAAUGAUUCUUUUCUUAAAGACUUUGAUAAAAGUAACAUCAGGAUUUAUGGAGGUAAAAAGACUGCUUCUACUCGGAAGAAUGGCACAGGCAGGAUAGCAAAGAAGCUUUUGAAAAGAGCAAAAGUGAAACCUGGAAAUAAACAGACAAAUAAAGCCAAGAUGAAUUUUAACUGCCAUAAAGAUUCAUUCCUUCAGAAAAAACAACAGAUAUUUCGCCAAGACUCUAUAUUGAUUUGCAAAAUCAUGAAGUUGGUUGCCAGAAAGCUUCCUGAUCAGGAAGAGAGGCUUGUGCAUGCGAUGUAUGAGAUUUUAACCGAACUAAGUGACGAGGUACUCAUGUCUUGCGAAAGAUUCAAAGACAGGGGCGAGAAGAACCGACUGGCUGUUUAGGAUCACAGUCCUUUUUGAGAAAUGGCACUUAAGAUGGUCCAAGUGUGAAAGGAAAACAUAGGUUAAUAUAUUUCGUCAUAAUUAAGUGAUUCUUAAAUUUUACACAGUGUUCGGCAAAACUACAAAAAAUAUAUCUGGCUGACCCCCAUCCACUACACUCUUGUCAUAUUAUGCUGUGUGCCUUUCUUUUCUAAUGACAAAUAAUGACAAAAAUCUACGCUUCGACAUAUAUUGUACUAUCCGCACAAGGGAAACGACCAAUCACAAAUGAAAUAAAUUCAAUAAACGCAUCAUUUAUUGAAAUAUUGAACUAUGAUUUUUGAACUACUGGAAAGAAAUUUAAUACAGUGAAAUAUUGACAAAAAUUUCAAGUUGUAGAAAGUACUCCAACUUCUGUAAAUAACUCAAAACAGAAAACGUUACUGUUGAUUUCCUACUACAGAUUAUGCAGAAAAAAAUUUAUGUUAAUUUAUGUUAAUUUAGUCGCUAUUUAUUUUUAAUGCAGCUUCAUAAUUCUAAAUUCACAAAUAAUGGCCAUCAUCACAAUGGCAUUGCAAGGGAAAUAAUGCCAAGUUUAGUUCCAAGCUAAGGGAAAGUGGUAUGAAACUCAAACUGAGGUGCUUUAAGUCUGCAGCGCUUUAAGUUUGCAUCUAAGUCGUUCUCAAUCGUACCCUUUCAAAUGAAAGACUCUUUAAGUUAAAGAUAGAAUCCAUUCUUAGUGUUACAUAUUUACAAGCGAAAAUUUUGUCUGACCACCCUCAGCGGCAUUAUUUUACCCUCUUAUAUACUCACUAAACUUCGUUGCAUUUUCCGUGCAUGUGCCUGAACGGUGCAUAUGCCCUUUAGAGGGCAUCGCAGAUUUCUAAAAAAAGUUAUGUUCGCGCAUUGUGGCUUGAUUGGAGUUCUCUGUAAAUCCUGUUCAGUUUUAUUCUUAGAUAAUCUUAGAUUUAUCUAAGAAACUGCCCCAUUUUGACCAAAUUCCUGCAUUCUAAAGGAUUGGCUGCCGAGAAGAGGAAGGUGUUGAAAAGAGGGCAUUGAUAGCUUACUUAAAAUAAGAAGGCGUUCACUUGUUGGUAUUUGUCAAAGUUUUUCAGAAGUGUAUUUAUCGGAGUUUCCUUUUGUAUCAUGUAAAUAUAAAGUAGUAGCAGAAAGGGUGUAACAUACCUCAACUUUAUUUGUUGUUCGAGGCCCAUGCAAAGUAAAGGUUACAAGUAUGUAUUAAAUAAUAUCCCUUGAUAUCCCGGAAGUGUGUAAUAGAGAUACUUUUUAGAAAAGGCGUUGGUUUCUAAUUGAAAUAAGUUGGCUUAAAUCAGUAGGAAGUAACAGUUGCAAAUAACAGGGAAGGUAAAUUAGAAUUAAGUCUAUGGGCUUAUUUGAAUUAACGAAAUAGAAUGUGAAGAAACCAUUAAAAUAGGAAUACGUUUAGAAGGAACAACAAACUCACAACACAGAAGUCAAUUCUAGCAAUCGACUUUUCCUAAUCGUGGGAAUGAAUUCCACUGGGUGAACAUUGUUCAGCAGUAGCGAUAAAAAUUUAUCAUCUUUUUGCUGUUUCAUGGUUUCGUUUAAGAGGCCAUGAUAUUCGUUUUGUUCUUGCAAUGUUAAAGAUAUUGAUUCAAACCGUUAUAACGAUAUUUAAUUAUUCAAAAUUAUACUGCAUCAAGAAAACAUUUAAAAACGGUAGUUGACACAUUGAUUUUUACAUUCAUAAUAGUUAUAUAUAGUUGCAUACGUACACACUUCUAAACUUUGUACAUGUUUAUAGACCGGACGUGAAGUUUUCGAUACUUCAACAUAUUUCUAUAUAUUUACCGCGUUGCAGUUUGAAUUUUUUGCGUUUAAAUGUUAGUAAAAAAUUGUAUAUAAAUAUUUUGCUAGAAUCGAGCUUCUUAUUUCUUCUUCCUGACAUCAGAUGCAUACUUCAAUCCACUCAAUUAGUAUGGAUAAUUUUUUACAUAAACUCGUCGAGCAGAAUUUAAUUUAUACCUUUACAGGCACCGCGUAGCAGGAGCGUAAAGAAUUUUAGCCCCCCUCCCUCCACUUUUCUACGCACUCCGCGGCAGAGGUAGCGCCAGAAAUCUUUCGACAGAUGGGUUGGAGCUUCCGACAGGAGGGCUAAAAUGACUAAAAUAUAAAUAUUUUCUCGUCUUUUUCUUUAUAACAUAACCUCGGAUUUUUCGUUAUAUCCUUUGUUUCCUCGAUCCUCCAUCUUAAUUCAAUUACACCUAAUAUAUGCUUGCCUGAUAACAGAUAUACUUUACAUUUGAUCUUUGUAUUCUUGUAUACAGGGGUGGACACUUGAUCAAAUGCUGGGGGGAGGGGGCAAGACUAUUGUUCUGAUAAGAUGACGUCACAUUUCCCCAUUGUUUUAAAAAAGAUCAUUGUUCUCCAUGAUUUUGAGGCCAACUUGAUGUGUUUCUUAUAUACGCCUAUUUCACGUUUUUUCUUUUUUCACCAUUUUCACGUAGGAGUGUAACUGGUUAAACUUGGAAGUUUAACCAGUUACAUUCAACUUAGUUUAGCUUGUUAAUCAUUAUAGAUGAUGAUUAUUCGUGGAAGGUUAGGGGGCAAUCGAAAAGAAGUGGAAGGGCCGUUAAAGAUUGGCAAUAAAGAAGAGGGGAACAUUCGAAACAGAUAUAUACAGAGUUGAAGAAUGAGGCAACUAUAUAUUGUAGCACAAAGAAAUGUGAAAAACAGAAAGACUGAUCUUAAAAUCUAAAGAAAAGGAGACGAUGGUCAUUAAGGGAAAGAGGAAGAUCAAAAAGAAGAAGUAGGUAAAAUAAAGUUGGUCAGAAACGGUGAAUGCCAUUUGUUGAUAGAAGCAACAGAAUGGAGAGAGAUUCAAAACGCUACUAAUUACCAAAAAGAUAUGAGACAGGGACCAUUCAGAAAAGUGCCCCAAAAAAGGCACAGAAAGGAUGAUAAGGAGAUUUGAAGUUGAAUGCACUCGUAAAAUGACGAAAUGUGUAAAAGCACUCAGAAUGUUCUGGUCUAUACACUGAGUUGAUCAAGCCUUUAAGAGGAGAUGGUGUCGAUAUUCUGAACAACGUGUUGGAGAUUGUCUGGUUUGAAGAAGCGAUGGACGAUGGCAGCAAACAGUGCUUGUUUGUAACAACAAGAAAAAAGAUUCUUAAGGAAUGUUUGAUCAUGCGAACGCCGAGCACUGUUGGUGCAAAAGUAACAGAAAGGUUUGACGUUACUUAUUUCUGUACCCUUUAAAGCAUAUUGUUGCAACGUUCUCUUAUACUCGAACAUUUCUUAUCUUACCACAA
Messenger RNA from Rhopilema esculentum, 6434 nucleotides. RefSeq lists its product as uncharacterized. The record is from RefSeq and is a predicted model, not a curated record. NCBI's taxonomy places the organism in Eukaryota, Metazoa, Cnidaria, Scyphozoa, Rhizostomeae, Rhizostomatidae.